Molecule: messenger RNA, 687 nt
Organism: Homarus americanus (American lobster)
Lineage: Eukaryota; Metazoa; Arthropoda; Malacostraca; Decapoda; Nephropidae
Exons: 4
Coding region: 1-687 (228 amino acids)
Source: RefSeq, a predicted model, not a curated record
AUGCUGACACGGGUGCUAUUGCUGGUGAGAAUGUGGACACGGCAUUUACUGGUGCUGAGAAUGUUUUUUUCGGGUGCUACUGGUGCUGAAAAUGUGGACACGGUUACUACUGCUGCUGAGAAUACUGACACUGCUGCUAUUGGUGCUGAGAAUGUUGUCACGGCUGCUACUGGGGCUGAGAUUGGUAACACGGCUGUUACUGUGGCUGAGAAUGUUAACACGGCUGUUACUGGUGCUGACGAUGUUGACAUGGGUGAUACUGCAGCUGCAAAUAUUGACACGGCUGCUACUUCUGCUGAAAAUGUUGACACGGCUGCUACUGUUGCUGAGAAUGCUGACACGGCUGCUACUAGUGCUGAGAAUGUUGACACAUGUGGAACUGCUGCUGGGAAUGUUAAGACGGGUGCUACUGCUCCUGACGAUGUUGACACGGGUGCUACUGUUUCUGAGAAGGUUGACACAGGAGCUACUGCUGCUGCGAAUGAUGACACGGGUGCUACUGCUGCUGAGAAUAUUGACACGAGUGCUACUACUGCUGAGAAUAUUGAUACGGGUGCUGCUGCUAAGAACGUUGCUAGAGGUGCAACUGAUGCUAAGAAUAAUGUGGACACGGCUGUUACUGAGAAUGUUGGCACGGGUGCUACUUAUGCUGAGAAUGUUGACACAGCUGCUAAUAAGAAAUGUUGA